Hippocampus comes (tiger tail seahorse) is the source of this 2876-nucleotide messenger RNA. Its product is annotated as spidroin-2-like. Gene Ontology annotation, biological process: protein homooligomerization. The record is from RefSeq and is a predicted model, not a curated record. The coding region runs from base 141 to 1805 and encodes 554 amino acids. Gene Ontology annotation, cellular component: membrane. Lineage: Eukaryota; Metazoa; Chordata; Actinopteri; Syngnathiformes; Syngnathidae. The transcript is spliced from 4 exons.
CGAGUGCACUAUCUGCAGCCAAAGACCCAACCCUCACAGCUCAGAACGGUGCCAAGGAGAAUACUGUACACGGACGACAACAAGGCGUAAUCUUCCAAUCUAACGACGACUAACGGAAUAUAGCCGCUAACACUCGGGCCAUGAUGAAGAGAUGGCGUGAGGCGGCUUUGCUGUCUUUCCUCCUCAUAUGUCUGCUAAAAACCGACUCCACAUGGGCCAGAAGAGGAGGGGGCAGCAGCAGCAGCAGCGGCCGCAGAUCUUCCACCUCCACUUGGGGGAACCGAGGAUCGCAAUCCAAACCGUCCAGCUCGAAUCCGGGAAGCACUUCCAACCGGAACACCAAUCCAUACCCCUCUGGUGGAAAUUACCCUGGAGCAGGAAAUAGAAACCCGUCGAGUUAUCCAGGAGGCGGGAGUUACCCCAACCAGAAUCCUGGCCGAACCAAUCCUGGUGGAUAUCCAGCGGGUGGUAGUUAUCCAAACCAGAACCCAGCAGGUCGUUAUCCAGCUGCUGGUGGGUAUCCCAACCAGAACCCUGCUGGUGGUAGUUAUCCAAACCAGAACCCAGCAGGUCGUUAUCCAGCUGCUGGUGGGUAUCCCAACCAGAACCCUGCUGGUGGUAGUUAUCCAAACCAGAACCCCGCAGGCCGUAAUCCAGCUGCUGGCGGGUACCCCAAUCAGAACCCCGCGGGCGGUUAUCCAAACCAGAACCCUGCAGGCCGUAAUCCAGCUGCUGGCGGGUACCCCAAUCAGAACCCCGCGGGCGGUUAUCCAAACCAGAACCCUGCAGGCCGUAACCCAGCUGGUGGUGGAUACCCCAACCAGAAUCCAAGCAGAGGCGGUACCAACCAAGGAUACCCGGCUGCUGGAGGUUAUCCAAACCAAAAUCCUGGAAGGAAUUAUCCAAAUCAGAACCCGGCUGUUGGAGGCGGCUACCCAAACAGGGGUGGCUACCCGGCUGGAGGGAGCUACCCGGCCGGCGGAAGCUACCCAGCCGGAGGGGGGUAUCCUAACAGGGGUGGCUACCCAGUUGCGGGAGGAUACCCAGCUGCAGGGGGCUAUCCCAACAGAAACCCCUACCAGUAUCCAGCUGCAGGUGGUUACCCAGGGCGUGGUGGAUCAUUCGGCUACCCCCAAGGAAACCCAAAUAACAAGAUUUUGAGUCCCCACAUUGGCGGGGGCGCUUACGGAUACGGCGGUACCGGAAUGGGAGGGUCCCCCUUCUCCCGUUCUGUGCAGAGUAUGGGUUACAAACCCAAAUCUACGGGGUUCGCCAAGAAGGCCAUGCUGGCAGCGGGCGUAGGCGCCGUGGCGGGAAUGGCGGUGGGAUAUGGACUGGGGCGCUUCCCCCGACCGCACUUCUCUUUCCGUAACCCCGAGGAAGAGCAUUACUAUAACAACUACAUGUACCGCCGCUACGGCUCACGAUCCACCGACGAGAAGGACUUUGGCCGCGAUUACGUCUACAAGCCGCCGCCCAGAGCCGAGACCUACGACGCAUUCAUGGCCCGAUGUAUGAACAGAACGGAUCUUCUCAAGGAGCAGAAGACCAACUCCUCUGGGGGUAUCCAAGAUGACGAUGACGACACAGUGAGUAUUGAGGAGAUCGGCUAUCCGUCCCUGGUGGAACAAAUGAAGGCCCGGCGCUGCGUGGAGAAUUACAUGGUCUACUCCGAGCAAUUCCUGCAGGAACGCAAGCCCGAACAUCAGGUCCAGACAGGUCGCAGCGGCCCGCCGAGCGUUGGGGUGGCGCAGUUUUUCCCGUCACUCUUCAUGCUGCUGUUCAGCGUGUUCCUGUUCCAGUAAGAACAAUUAGGCCCUCCAUUAUAGCUGCACGUGUUCAUACAGUAAUGCUGUUAAAGUGUACCCUAUAUACUCGAUAACGUCCAUGAAUUUUGCACCUUCCAGCUCAUUAUUUAGUCAAUCACAGAAUACACUACUCAUAAAAGCUUAGUGACAUGAAGCUUUCAAAAAUGCACUUUGAACUUUAGAGGUGAACUCAUUUUGAGCGUCUCUAAGCUUUGAUGCAAUGGUUUCUAAUACUUUUUACACCACUUGUUGUUCUCUAACAUGGAGCCCAAUGCUGUUUUGAUCCUUGAAUGGACAACCCACGUCCCGGUUCAACCAGAAUUGGUAUUUAAACAGUCGUCUUGCUACAGCCCCUUCGCACCCGUUGGCAUGGUUAAACCAAGACGGCACCGAAGAAUUGAUUCGCAGUUCCUCGCCAAGAGAUCCGAGAUAACAAAAAGACUGAAAGAAAACACCCGUUUGGAACUUGGCUAUUCAACUCCUUGUUAGAAAAUGGCACAUGUGUAUUCAAAACCUUGGAUGUUGAGAUUUCACACACGUACCUAACUUUUUUGAGUAGUGUGUGUAUGUGUGUGUACAUAUACACACACAUACGUACGGGUAGGUGCAUCAAACUAACACAAGGGUGACGGAGUCCCAUGUCUCGUGCAUCUUGCUGAAAAAGGAUUAUAACCCGAAGAAGUAGUUAGUCUAACAUGCACUUGUUUUUUGAUUUGCACUCCAUGUUGUUGAUCACUGAAUACAUAUGUUUUUAAAUUUGCGCUUAUAUUGCAAUUCAUGAUGAUAGUAUCGCUCGUAUAACAAUGCAAACCGGGCUUUAGAUGUUGAGCGCAAUCAGGUUUGGCGGGGGUGUCGUGUAAAGAGUGUGUGCCAGCUGUCGGCGGGCAUUUUGAUGCAAACGUUUUCCCUGGCGUGAUUCAGUUAAAACAAUAAUAUGAUGAAAAACAAUGAGGAAAAAAGUUUUGGAGUUGUAAUAUAAGUUUAAAUUACACGGGCAAUUCUGAGGACCCUGGAAGAUUAAAUUGAGAGGGCAACGCAGAGAUUGAAAUUUGGUUGGACCGAAAAAAA